Messenger RNA from Protopolystoma xenopodis, 480 nucleotides. Lineage: Eukaryota; Metazoa; Platyhelminthes; Monogenea; Polystomatidea; Polystomatidae. The record is from the annotation of a GenBank genome assembly.
AUGAUGUCUGUCACGGCGGUACAGACGGGAGCUGGCACAGUUUCAUCGGGGUCGCUGGAAGGCUCAAUGACCCACUUGCAUGUCGAGAGUGGAGGACACAGACUGAAGGAAUAUGGUACGUGUGUCUGGCUCAAGUUGUUCAAACUCCAAUCGGAUGUUGAGAUCUCGACAUUCGGGAUCCAGACUGUGAAAUGUAUCCUACUCUGUUGGGCCGUCCAGCGGAAAGAGGUUAAGGGUAGGCGUGCGCCCAGGCCUUCUGGCCACUGUCGUGUGGGCACAAGUGCCUGUAGCAUCACACACGACAGACAGUGUUGCCGCCUAUCAUGGAGGCAGCAUGUGUCUCUUCUGCUGCAAACAGGCGCCGAAAUCGUUCUUCCAUUGGCUCAGCCGGCAACGGGAGCUGGCAGCGGUCAGAGUAGAGGCCUGGCCAGAGCAGCCGGCGAAUUCCGGACAGGGACAAAGAUAAAGCGGGAAAAUUAA